AUGUCGAGCCCCAUCUUCGCGUCAGCGCCCUCAUCGGGUGUCAGCGAUGUUCGCCAUCGCUCGUCGUCCUUUGGCGCUCCCCGGCUCGACCUUGUCCUCCGCCCAUCCUACGCUCUAGGUCCAUUCAAGCUCGGCCACUCUCUCUGGCAUGUCCUCAACUACCUUCGAUCCAACCAGUCGCUCUUUCCUCAGAUCAACAUCACCUACGAUGAAACCACUCCCAGACGUUCACCUCUUGUCGUGCUCAUUCAGCCAAAUCUGCACCUCAUCUUUAACGGCCAAACGCAACGUCUCGUGAUGAUCACGCUCGAAAAUCUGGAUUCGUCCGCCACUGGCACGUCUCAAGCAACAUCACAUUCAGCUGGCCCAGCAGCAUUCUCGGAGCCGAGUCAUCGUCCUGUCAAUCUGAUUUACAAUGGCAAGCUCAUCUUUUCAAGAGGAUCUGCAAGGUCGCCCUCGGUUGCUUUAAAUCGCUCCACGCUGCACCAAAUCCUCGGUCCCACAUAUCCUGGCCGGCCAGAGUCCUCCUUUAUCUCAUCUGACAGUUUGGUCGCGCUCGCAUCCAGCAGCGGAAGGAUCGGUGCAGACAAAGAACACUCCGAGUUCAUUCUCACCUAUCCCGGUGUCGCCUUCUGCUUCGUGCUGAAACCCGACGGAGCCAAGAACGCGGACGUGGACAAGUUUCAACCAGUUGCGUCCAUGCAUGUCUUUUCAGGAACGGACCCAAACAAUCCGGAUGACGUUCUUGCCAUUCCGUCUCCCGUUCAAUCUAGUGAAUUUGUGCGUCCAGCGGCACGCGCUUUCAAGAGCACGCUCUCACCAACAGCCGCAGUUGGCGAACAUCUACACCUGAACAGUGAACGUGACCGUGCUGCGCUGGACAUUGAUGCCAUCCAAGUUCGAUGUCCCGCGCUCUUGGACGCUGAGAUCACGCCUGGGCAGAGUGUCUCAUUGCACUUUGCCAAGAGCGGUGUCUCUCGCGCAAUAUCGCCUACUCCCGAUCGCAGUGUAGCAAGCGCGUCGCCCAACCGACAGACAUGCUCACACCCGGUGGAGCUAGUGCUCGGCGUUACCACGCCGCAAGACGCAAUGUGCGAGCUGGGACAACCGCAGCGCAUCUUUUACAAAGAAGACGAUCGGAUGCGUAUUCACGGUGCUUCAGCUGGACAUGCUGGUGGACAUGGUGCGCGCGAGAGAGUUUCCGAGAACCCUACCUUGAACGACGAUACGCUUGCGAACACAAACGACACAGAUGACUCUGCCUUCUUUUACAACUAUUUCGAUCUGGGCAUCGACUUGUUGUUUUCCACAAACACUUUACGUAUGCGCUCGGUUGCGGAAGCGUAUGAUGCUGUUGCAGCAGGACAACCACGUCUGGAAAAGGUGGUUUGCCACACCAAUGUACCUGGCGAUGCGCUCUUCCAGAGAUACAAUCGCUGCCCUUGGCGCGUGUCAUCUUGGGCUUCCAGCGACAAGUCUACCGCCACCAAGCCAACGAGCAAAUCCAAGACAACUACCUCAACAACGGCAGCAUUCUCAUUCCAAGACCACUUUGACAGCACACUCAGCACGGGCCAAGACGAUCGCGGCAUGGAGUUGGAUCGUGGCACCUGUGCCGAAUUCAAGGGUAGCCGCGGUGUCUCAUCCGCUGGUCUCGACAGGCUGAAGAGCGACGUGGCAGGUCGCCGGCAAGCUUCUACCAAGCGAGACGCGAGUGAAAGCAGCCCUGAGAGAGAGCACAAUUCUUCGAGCGAGCUGAUUGUUGAUCUCAGUACAAGAUUGGUGGGCCGCCAAGGCAUGGUUCUCGAAGUAGCCAAGGAUGGCUCUAUGGUUGGCGUCGUUGUCUUUUGA
Molecule: messenger RNA, 1851 nt
Organism: Mycosarcoma maydis (corn smut)
Lineage: Eukaryota; Fungi; Basidiomycota; Ustilaginomycetes; Ustilaginales
Exons: 1
Coding region: 1-1851 (616 amino acids)
Biological process (GO): Golgi to plasma membrane protein transport
Cellular component (GO): trans-Golgi network
Source: RefSeq, a predicted model, not a curated record